AUGUCUGAUCGAUACCACGGAUCAGCAUACCGCAGUCGCGGCGGUCCCUACCGCGAUGACCGUCGCUAUCCUCCACGUCAUCCUCGAGACGAGCACGAGUAUGCCGAUGCUCGUGCCGCGUACGACGCACGCGACUCGUACGCCUCGUCCUACUAUCCAGAGCCUCGCGGGUAUCCGGAUCGACCGCACGGAAGGAGGGUGCACAAAGCGAUCCCGCCGCCGAGGCCGUGGGACUACAGCCGAAGACCACCGCCCAGGACGGAGCAGGAGAGGAUAGAGCUGGAGAGGGAGAGAGAGGCGUGGGAGGCGAAAGAGGAGGAGAGAUAUCAGCAGAGGAUGGAGGAGAGAGAGCGCGAGAGGCAGAGGGAUUGGGAGAGGAGCGGAUGUGGAAGUGGCUAUGGGGCUGGUCCUGGAAGGGAUCGAGAGAGGGAUGCGGAGAUGUACGAGAGGGAGAGGGCGAGACAUCCGGAUCUUGGACCGUCGAGGCGGGAUCGUUCGCGGAGUCCUGGAGCCGAUCCGAGAUAUGAGCAGAGGGCAGGCUGGAGCAGAGCCUCGAUCGGAUCGUCGGAGGGUAGGGAGCGAGAGCUGGCAGGUGCACCAGCAGAUAGACCGGAUGCACCGGCAGGCUACCCCGUCCGACGAGGUUCUCCUCCGCCAUUAUCGUCUUCGGCAGCAGCAGCAGCAGUAGCUCCACCAACUGGACCAGCAGCAGCAUCUGCAGCACCAGCAUGGGAUGCCGACACAGUCGACGUCGCAGCUCCGUCCCGUUACAGACCGCCUUCUCCGCACUCCACUCCGCGCGGACCAGCGAGGGACAACUCGGGCUUCAUCUCUACGCCGCCCACAGGUCCCAAAGCCUCCCGUGGUGGUCCGCCGACACAUCCGUCAUCCGCGUACCGCGCUCGCGAAGGUUCGGGUUCCGUCGGCGUCUACACGCCUGGCUCGGAUCGCGAUCGCGAAGCAAGCAGCUACAUGAGCCCAUCCAACGGUCGCUUCGCUCGCGCCGGACGAGAUGGUGGGAUCCCCACUGGACCGUACCGCGGCGGUCAUCCGGCCUUCGGACGUGGACGUCGGGAUACCAACCCGUACGACUCGCACUUCCACCCUGCUGGUCCCGAAGACGACUUUCGCGGUGGCUACGCCGGUGGCCAUCCCGGUUCAUCUCCUCACGAAAACUCUCCUUACUCUCCCUCCACCUCUGUCGCUCCUCACCACUUGGCCGCACCGCGUCUCUCGCGCACUUCAUCCUCGCAAACUCCCAUCACGCCUACAUCCGCCAUCCCCACCGGACCAUCCGUCUCCUCAGCUUUACCCUCUCCAUCCACUCUCGUUCCUCCAGCUGCUCCCACCACCGCCACCAACACCACUCCACACUUCAGCUCCGCCUCCAUCCUCACUCCCGACCUCGACUCCGAACUCCUUGCCUUGGAAACCCAACGUUCCACUUUCAUCUCGAACUACUUGUUCGGUGGGAAAAGGACAAAUCUCAGGUCGAUUAGGAGGGAUUUGAGGGACGCCGAGCUGGAUUACUCCACAGCAGAUGGGAGACGGUUGGCUGCGGAGAAAGCGCUGGAAGGGGCGAAGGAGACAGCAGAUGCAUACAGUCUCGAGGAAAACAGAAAGGAGGAACUUCAAAGAGUCAUGGCUCAACAACUGCAACAACAGCAGCAGUUGAACGCUGUUCAACCUGUCUAA
Messenger RNA from Pseudozyma hubeiensis SY62, 1695 nucleotides. RefSeq lists its product as hypothetical. The transcript has a single exon. The coding region runs from base 1 to 1695 and encodes 564 amino acids. Lineage: Eukaryota; Fungi; Basidiomycota; Ustilaginomycetes; Ustilaginales; Ustilaginaceae. The record is from RefSeq and is a predicted model, not a curated record.